Sciurus carolinensis (gray squirrel) is the source of this 1764-nucleotide messenger RNA. RefSeq names its product C1GALT1 specific chaperone 1 (gene C1galt1c1). NCBI's taxonomy places the organism in Eukaryota, Metazoa, Chordata, Mammalia, Rodentia, Sciuridae. The record is from RefSeq and is a predicted model, not a curated record. The transcript is spliced from 2 exons. The coding region runs from base 175 to 1131 and encodes 318 amino acids. Gene Ontology annotation, molecular function: N-acetylgalactosaminide beta-1,3-galactosyltransferase activity.
CCUCCCACCCCGCUGCGGAGCGUCAGCUUCCUGGAUCUCCCCACCUUUAGCGCGAUCAACGAGAGGACACCGCCAGCAUCUAGAGCAGCCCGGUCAGGAGCGUGACAGAGUGGCGCACGAACGUGAAAGAAAGCCGUGCCUUCCUGUCCCCAAGCCAUUCUAGACGCGGGAAAAAUGCUUUCUGAAAGCAGUUCAUUUUUGAAGGGUGUUAUGCUCGGAAGCAUUUUCUGUGCUUUGAUCACUAUGCUAGGACACGUUAGAAUUGGUCAUGGAAAUAGAAUGCACCACCAUGAGCAUCAUCACCUACAAGCUCCUAACAAAGAAGAUAUCUUGAAAAUUUCAGAGGAUGAGCGCAUGGAGCUCAGUAAGAGCUUUCAGGUAUAUUGUAUCAUCCUUGUAAAACCCAAAGAUGUGAGUCUUUGGGCUGCAGUGAAGGAGACUUGGACCAAACACUGUGACAAAGCAGAGUUCUUCAGUUCUGAAAAUGUUAAAGUAUUUGAGUCAAUUAAUAUGGAAACAAGUGACAUGUGGUUAAUGAUGAGAAAAGCUUACAAAUAUGCCUUUGAUAAGUAUAGCGACCAAUACAACUGGUUCUUCCUUGCACGCCCCACUACAUUUGCUAUUGUUGAAAACCUAAAGUACUUUUUGUUAAAAAAGGAUCCAUCACAACCUUUCUAUCUAGGUCACACUAUAAAAUCUGGAGACCUUGAAUAUGUGAGUGUGGAAGGAGGAAUUGUCUUAAGUAUAGAAUCAAUGAAAAGACUUAACAGUCUUCUGAAUAUCCCUGAAAAGUGUCCUGAACAGGGAGGAAUGAUUUGGAAGAUAUCUGAAGAUAAGCAGCUAGCAGUCUGCCUGAAAUAUGCUGGAGUAUUUGCAGAAAACGCAGAAGAUGCAGAUGGAAAAGAUGUAUUUAAUACCAAAUCUGUUGGGCUUUUUAUUAAAGAAGCAAUGACUAAUCACCCCAACCAGGUAGUAGAAGGAUGUUGUUCAGAUAUGGCUGUUACUUUUAAUGGACUGACUCCUAAUCAGAUGCAUGUGAUGAUGUAUGGAGUAUACCGUCUUAGGGCAUUCGGACAUCUUUUCAAUGAUGCAUUGAUUUUCUUGCCUCCAAAUGGUUCUGACAAUGACUGAGAAAUGGAAAAAACGUAUUUGAUUACCAUAUAAGACGUGUUAUUGUUUGUAAUAACAGCUACAUAUCUUACUACAGCAGUAUGUUUUUUUUUUUUUAAUCUGGUGGCACUGGUACAAUCACACAUUAAAGUUUAUUAGUACAUUUUUAAACAGGGUGAUAUUUUUUCCUUAAAAGACAAUCUAAAUGUGUUAAAAUGUUUUAAGAAUAAUUUUGCAAAUAAAGGAUAUAUUUAUAAAUACUAUUUAUGUGAUAAAUUCUAAACAUUAAGAAUUUGACAUAUUUUUGCUAAUUGGUUAGAAAAAUUUAACAUGUCUUUUUAACUUUCUAAUAUAGUGAAGUGAAAUCUCUAGUUGUGAAUUUGUGAUUAAAGCAAAACUUUUAGCUCUGUGUUUCCUUUACUCCUCAUGUAGAUUUAUGUUCUAAGCCUCCUCAAGUGCCAGUGGAUUUGCCCUCUCAAAAUAUACAACCAAGCAACCAAGGAAAUGUUCCUAGCCACUAUUAAAGAAAAGUUGAAUUCUAUCCCUGUGAGAAAAUGUAGUGGUAUUCCUCAGCAUACACAGUUUCUAUGUGACUCUGUAUUUUGGUAUGCAUAUACCAAAAUUGGAGAGGUGACUAUAAAGAAUGUAAUGUCA